UGACGUAAUUGCCCGGGAGCCGUGGGAGGAGGCGCCAUUUCACGCCCCUAACCAGCCGAGAGCGACCGGCAGGCAGUCACCUGGAAGGCGAACAGUCCGUCGCUUCAUCCGCAGUGGGCGUCGCAUCACCCGGCCCGUCGCAUUUCUCUUGCCCGCUUCGAGUCAUGGAAGUGCCGGGAGAGCAGGCCUCUCCUGUCACGAGCGGCUCCGUGUAAAGCCUGGAGUUUUGACAGCUAACGCUAGCUAGUAUGUGAGCUAGCCUCUCCGACGUCUGUCGGCUAUACGGAUCCCAUCCCUGCCCCGGGGUUGGGGUGGGACACUUUUUGAUUGUUUGUUUGUUUAAUUGUGGUUGGGAAUUCACCUUCCGGUUCCACCACCGACUCAUCGCACUUCCUUCCAAUUAUUUUGGUCGAAAGCAAGGCGAAGGAAGACACAAUUUGGCUGCGUUGGCGACGGCUGUCCAAGUGAACGGAUGCGUGAGGACAUGUCCGCCGUGAUGUGCGUGAAGGCGGAGGAGGAGCCCGGCGAGAAGCUGUCCCAGGAUGAGAUCAUCUCGCGCACCAAGCAGGUGAUCCAGGGCCUGGACGCCCUGAAGCAGGAGCACCACGCCAUCCUGGACGGCCUGCUGGGCACGCUGCGCUGCCUCAAGCAGGAUGAGGAAGGCGUGCUGGUGGAGGAGAAGUCGCACAUGAUCCGCAAGUCGCUGGAGAUGCUGGAGCUGGGACUGAGCGAGGCCCAGGUGAUGAUGGCGCUCUCCGCCCACCUGAGCUCGGUGGAGUCGGAGAAGCAGAAGCUGCGGGCUCAGGUGCGGCGCCUGUGCCAGGAGAACCAGUGGCUGCGCGACGAACUGGCCGGCACCCAGCAGAAGCUGCAGAAGAGCGAGCAGAGCGUGGCGCAGCUGGAGGAGGAGAAGAAGCACCUGGAGUUCAUGAACCAGCUCAAGAAGUACGACGAGGACCUGUCCCCUUCGGAAGAGAAGGACUCGGAGUCAAGCAAGGAGACUCUGGAUGAUCUCUUCCCGGAUGAUCAUGACGACCAGGCGCAAGGCAUCCAGCCGGUCCACGGCAGCGCGGCGGCGGCCGCCGCCCAACAAGGCGGCUACGAGAUCCCGGCCCGCCUGCGGACGCUCCACAACCUGGUGAUCCAGUACGCCUCGCAGGGCCGCUACGAGGUGGCCGUGCCGCUCUGCAAGCAGGCCUUGGAGGACCUGGAGAAGACGUCGGGACACGACCACCCGGACGUGGCCACCAUGCUCAACAUCCUGGCCCUCGUGUACAGAGAUCAGAACAAGUACAAGGAGGCCGCCAACCUGCUGAAUGACGCGCUGGCCAUCAGGGAGAAGACGCUGGGCCGGGACCACCCUGCUGUCGCCGCCACGCUCAACAACCUGGCGGUGCUGUACGGCAAGAGGGGCAAGUACAAAGAGGCGGAACCGCUGUGCAAGCGAGCGCUGGAGAUAAGAGAGAAGGUGCUGGGCAAGGACCACCCGGACGUGGCCAAGCAGCUCAACAACCUGGCCCUGCUGUGCCAGAACCAAGGCAAGUACGAGGAGGUGGAGUACUACUACAUGCGGGCGCUGGAGAUCUACCAGACCAAACUGGGACCUGAUGACCCCAACGUGGCCAAAACCAAAAACAACCUGGCCUCCUGUUACCUCAAGCAGGGCAAAUUCAAGGAGGCCGAGACGCUCUACAAAGAAAUCCUCACACGGGCCCACGAGAGGGAGUUUGGCUCUGUAGACGGUGAGAACAAACCCAUUUGGAUGCACGCCGAGGAGCGGGAGGAACAAAGCAAGGGCAAGCAAAAGGACGGCACGCCUUUCGGAGAGUACGGCGGCUGGUACAAAGCUUGCAAAGUCGACAGCCCCACCGUCACCACCACCCUGAAGAACCUGGGCGCGCUCUACAAGCGGCAGGGCAAGUUCGAGGCGGCCGAGACGCUGGAAGAGGCCGCCAUGCGUUCCAGGAAGCAGGGUCUGGACACGGCGCACAAGCAGCGCGUGGCCGACGUGCUGGGCGAGCCCGAGGCCCGCGAGAAGCAGCGCAGCCGCGAGAGCUUGAACUCCGACACGGUCAAGUACGAGAGCGGGCCCGACGGCGGCGAGGAAGUGAGUAUGAGCGUGGAGUGGAACGGGGACGGCUCCGGCGCGCUGAAGCGCAGCGGCUCCUUCAGCAAACUGCGAGCGUCGCUCCGCCGCAGCAGCGAGAAGUUGGUGCGCAAGCUCAAAGGCGGCGGUAGCGGCGGCGGCGAGCCCAAAAACCCCGGCUUGAAACGAGCCAGCUCACUCGGUGUUCUGAACGUGAGCCGGGAGGCAGCGCCAAGUGAGAAUGAUGACCAAGAACCAAAUCAUCGUUUGAGGAAAAGUCGUGACCUGAGCGCCAGCCACGCCGACCUGGCGCGUUGACGCCCGCUACCACGGCACGUCGUCACGCGCUGCUUAACUACUAGUAAAUAUGACAUUUUACACUUUGGGUCCAAGCUUGCGGGUGGGCGCAACAUGGCUGCUGUAGCCCCUGAGGUCUAUUUCCAUGUCACUCUCGGACUCUUUACCGUCACACUCGAUAACGUACCAGACUAGCGCCACGAUUUAAAAAAAAAACAACGAAUUGGUAGGACUUUCUUUGCAAAUGACGAUAGUUGGCCAGCGGGCACAUGAAGAUGACGGACACAUGCUCCUUGUUGUCCUCUCACGCACUGACUUGUUACUUUCCAGGAGAAAGGUGAUUUCAAAGAAAUACAUAACCGGGAACAAAAAAAUGCAAGUUACACGUCUUGUCGUUCAACAGGCGGCACAAAAAAAAAAAAAUGCAAUUACAGCAAAAAGUUUUAGAAGUGAACAUUUCACUU
Messenger RNA from Hippocampus comes (tiger tail seahorse), 2847 nucleotides. It is a transcript of the gene klc1a, whose product is annotated as kinesin light chain 1a. Gene Ontology annotation, biological process: microtubule-based movement. Gene Ontology annotation, molecular function: kinesin binding. The record is from RefSeq and is a predicted model, not a curated record. Gene Ontology annotation, cellular component: cytoplasm; kinesin complex. NCBI's taxonomy places the organism in Eukaryota, Metazoa, Chordata, Actinopteri, Syngnathiformes, Syngnathidae. The transcript is spliced from 15 exons. Bases 473 to 2404 code for a protein of 643 amino acids.